This is a messenger RNA of Musa acuminata subsp. malaccensis (wild Malaysian banana), 753 nucleotides long. RefSeq lists its product as uncharacterized. NCBI's taxonomy places the organism in Eukaryota, Viridiplantae, Streptophyta, Magnoliopsida, Zingiberales, Musaceae. The record is from RefSeq and is a predicted model, not a curated record.
AUGAGGAGCCCGCGAGAGCUUCCAGACCGAUCAAAAUAUUGCCGCUUCCAUCAGCAACAUGGGCAUGACACUGAACAAUGUCGUGAGUUGAAAAGGCAGAUCGAGGAGCUCAUUUGUAGAGGGCAUCUCGGACAAUACCUUUGGCCGGACAAGGAACGUUCGCCAUGCCCGGAAGGUCCCAUCGAACAACACAUAGACGUGAUAGCGGGCGGCCACGCAUCUGGCAGGGGCUCCAUGACAGGAAGAAAGGCAUACGCCCGAGCCGCCUCGGCCGAAGCCCCCAAGCACGGGCCUGAGCCCGAGGUCACUUUUUUGGCCGGAGCAUCCGAACAACCCGAGCACGACGAUGCCCUCGUGAUAUCGGCCAGGGUCGCCAACGCGCAAGUAAGAAGGAUCAUGGUCGAUACCGGGAGUUCGGCCGAUAUACUUUACCUCGACACCUUCCGGAAGCUCGGCUUGGCUAGGGAGAAUAUGAAGCCGAUGUGUUCGGCGCUCACUGGAUUCACCGGAGAUUCAAUCUCACCGCUGGGGGCUAUCACUCUACCCUUAACCUUAGGGGCCCCGCCAAGGUCGAAGACGAUGAUGACCACCUUUCUAGUGGUCGACCUCCCCACUGCGUACAACGCUAUCCUCGGUCGCACGACCCUCAACAAAGUCAGAGCCGUCGUCUCAACUUACUACCAAACUGUAAAGUUUCCGACUCACGCCGGGGUCGGGGAAGUCACGGGAAGCCCCCAAGAAAGCAAGAAUUGA